AUGGAGUCCUUCUCUAAGUUCUAUGCUUAUCUCAUCAUUUGCAUGCUUUUCAUCUCCUCAGCUACACCUAUUCUUGGUUGUGGCUAUUGUGGAAAACCACAUAAAAAACACAAUCCAGGUAAAAAACCAAUCGUCACUCCACCAACUGUAAAACCACCAACUGUAAAACCACCCACUGUAAAACCACCUGUCACAAUACCUCCUAUCACAGUCCCUCCAGUUGUACCUCUUCCACCUCUUCCAGUCCCUCCCGUUGUACCUCUUCCACAUGUUCCAAUCCCUCCAGUCACAGUCCCUCCCGUUGUACCUCUUCCGCACGUUCCAAUCCCUCCAGUCACAGUCCCUCCAGUUGUACCUCUUCCACACGUUCCGAUCCCUCCCGUCACCGUUCCUCCAGUUGUACCUCUUCCACAUGUUCCACUCCCUCCCGUCGCCGUUCCUCCGGUGACAGUCCCUCCAGUGCUCAAUCCACCUAGCACAGGAGGAACUCCACCAAAGAAAGGAGGGGGUUCAUGUCCACCACCAUCAACUACACCUACACCAUCACCAUCACAUGAAACUUGUCCAAUUGACACAUUGAAACUAGGUGCUUGUGUUGAUUUACUCGGUGGUUUGGUUCACAUUGGACUCGGUGACCCUGCUGUCAACAAGUGCUGUCCUCUCCUUCAAGGACUUGCUGAAAUUCAAGCUGCUGCAUGUCUUUGCACAACUCUUAAGAUUAAACUUCUUAACCUUAAUAUCUAUGUUCCACUUGCUCUUCAGCUUCUUUUGGCUUGUGGAAAAACUCCACCUCCUGGUUACACUUGUUCCCUCUAA
Lathyrus sativus (Indian pea) is the source of this 816-nucleotide messenger RNA. NCBI's taxonomy places the organism in Eukaryota, Viridiplantae, Streptophyta, Magnoliopsida, Fabales, Fabaceae. The record is from the annotation of a GenBank genome assembly.